Messenger RNA from Hyposmocoma kahamanoa, 688 nucleotides. RefSeq lists its product as uncharacterized. The coding region runs from base 31 to 546 and encodes 171 amino acids. The record is from RefSeq and is a predicted model, not a curated record. Lineage: Eukaryota; Metazoa; Arthropoda; Insecta; Lepidoptera; Cosmopterigidae. The transcript has a single exon.
CAUCCGUGACCUUACUAGAUUGGUGUCAAAAUGAUUGCGUUAGAAGCGGAGCAGUCUAUGCCUAAAGAGGUGCCGAAACCGGAGCCGACCAGUUCCCGGGGGCCUCUGCAGAGGUCGAGCGCCGUUAGUCAGAAAUCCGUCGAAAUUAUGGUCCAUCAAGAAGGAUCAAAUAAUCCUUUACACAGAUCAAAACUAGCACCUAGUCGGUCAACAUCAGAAUCUCAGUCUUCUGGAAAGAAAAUCCUUAAUUUGAGAAAGACAAAGAAUUCGUCAAUCGAGUCGACAAUGAGCCUGCCUAAUCAAAAGUCUUUGGAGAAGAAACAGAGCGGGUUGAGGCAUCAGAAGACAAUUGGAGCUCACUCGGACAUAACCCUGACUACGCAGCCAUCGAUAACGGAUGACAGGAAAGCGCUCAGGGAAGCACUCUAUCAGGGUAUAUUUCACAGGCAUAGGAGAACAAUAUUCGCAGUUGGCUCGUUCCUUAGGAUGCUUAGGAGCAAAACGUCUAACUACGACUCAAUAAGGUCCGAUUCUGAUGAGAUAUAGCACCAGUAGAUUUAUAGUUAUUCCAAUUUUUAUAGUAGAACAUGGUGCCACAGACUGAUCUGCUGAUCGUGCUUUUUGUAUGAGAGAGCUACCAAAAAAAGUGAUAGGUAUUUGUAAAUUUUUUAUUUUGUAUUAAAAUGUU